AUGGAGCUGCCGCCGCUCUCCACCGCGCAGCUCGAGCAGCUGGCUGCGUCGAACCUGCCUCCUUCACAGCUCUUCGAGAUCCUCUCGCGGUACGAAUCAGAUGCCUGUCUCAUGGUAGCGGAUAGCGGUCACCCAGAUGCUAGCGGUGGUGAUCCUCAGCUACUGAGCCUAUUCUAUUCCAGCUUCUUUUUCGCCCACCUUCUCACCAACCAAGUACCAGAAGCCCGCGCGUUGACCCAGCGAAUGCCAGAGACCCUACGGCAUCAAGACCCCUCUCUGCAGAAUUGCCUUACGUUGCUGCGAGCGGUAUGGCAGACUCAGCAUGCUCAAGUUUACGAAACCCUAAGGAAUUUGCCAUGGCCAGAGCCACUAUACCCUUUAGUUCGAAGAUACGAAAGCUUCUUCCAAGACCGAACCUUGAUCGCUGUCAGCACUUCCUACGAGGCGAUACGGCCUGCUGUGGCGGCGGCCUACUUGGGUCUUGAUUCGCAGGCCGCAGAAAAAGGCGACCAGAGCAUUAUACAGAAAUUUACCGACUGCGGGUGGACGUGGAGCCCGGAGAGUCAACUACUUCACCCUGUCCCGAUUACCGUUCCGUCCACCGAGGAACAACCCUCCACUGGUAUCCGUGAUGCGAUGGCAAUGCUCGGAAGCCGUGCAAGCUAG
Messenger RNA from Penicillium cinerascens, 666 nucleotides. RefSeq names its product CSN8/PSMD8/EIF3K family protein. The transcript has 3 exons. The record is from RefSeq and is a predicted model, not a curated record. Gene Ontology annotation, cellular component: COP9 signalosome. NCBI's taxonomy places the organism in Eukaryota, Fungi, Ascomycota, Eurotiomycetes, Eurotiales, Aspergillaceae. Bases 1 to 666 code for a protein of 221 amino acids. Gene Ontology annotation, biological process: protein deneddylation; COP9 signalosome assembly.